UGAAAAGCAUGGCUGUUCAGUGCUCUGGGCUUGAAAGUGGUUAAGGGUCCACUCUGCCCAUGGGAGCUACCUGCCCUCCUUACUCCCUGGCUGCAGUUUAGAAGUGAUAAAUAUUAGGAGGACUUGGGUGGGGGACUGGGGAGUAAUGGGGGUACAAAGAGAGCCCUGGGGUGAGGCUGCUCAACCCUGAGCACAACAUCAGGGGACAGGCGGCACAGCUGACACAUUGAUGACCUUUCCCCUACAUUCAGCUAUUUUUAGCUCUAAUGUCACCAUCCUCACGUGAGACUCUUUGGGCCCCCCCAGGUUCCCAGACCUUUGAGCAAUCUUCGGCUUGCAGACACUCGACCCCCCUCACUCCUGAUUUCCACCAGCGAGGGGAGGGGAUUCUGGUUGCCACCCCCCCACCCCGUCUGUUUUCUCAACCCAAAUUUGGGAGUGGGUGUCAGGUUCCCGGUGAGGGCGGGGCGGGGGUAGCCAGGCCUGAAGGACGUGGGGACACGGGCCAGAGCGACUGGCCCCACACGCGGACAGGAGCGAACCCGAGCUGUGAGUGGAGCGGGGGGCAGCGCAGGGUGACCUGCCUGGCUCAGAGCCCUGGGCGGGCGCACGGGCGAGGACGGCGCCGGGGUCCCACGCGGUCGGGGCGGGGGCCUCCGGGACCGACUGUGCUUCUGGGGGCGCCUCUCCCCCCCCACCUCGAGCCCCCUCUUUACUGUCCUCGGGGCUCCUGAAGUUUUCAAGGCCUCGACUCCAUUCCCGACCCCUGCACCGUUUCGGCGGAGCCUCCGCGGAAGGCCGAUGCGAGGGUUCAGCGGCCGUUGACGGGGCUGGGGUGCCGGCCAACCCCCAGGAUGGCGGAAGCGCACCAGGCCGUGGCCUUCCAGUUCACGGUGACCCCAGACGGGGUCGACUUCCGGCUCAGUCGGGAGGCCCUGAAACAGGUCUACCUGUCCGGGAUCAACUCCUGGAAGAAACGCCUGAUUCGCAUCAAGAAUGGCAUCCUUAGGGGUGUGUACCCUGGCAGCCCUACCAGCUGGCUGGUUGUCGUCAUGGCAACAAUGGGUUCCUCCUACUGCAACGUGGACAUCUCCAUGGGGCUGGUCUGUUACAUCCAGAGAUGCCUCCCUGAGGGAUGUGGCCCCUACCACACCCCCCAGACCCAGGCGCUUCUCAGCAUGGCCGUCUUCUCCACGGGGGUCUGGAUGAUGGGCAUCUUCCUCUUCCGCCAAACCCUGAAACUGCUUCUUUCCUACCACGGUUGGAUGUUUGAGAUGCACGGCCGGACCAGCCACUUCACCAAAGUCUGGGCUAUCUGUGUCCGCCUUCUGUCCAGCCGGCAGCCCAUGCUCUACAGCUUCCAGACAUCUCUGCCCACACUUCCCGUGCCUAGUGUGCAGGCCACAAUUCAGCGGUACCUGGAGUCUGUGCGGCCUUUGUUGGAUAACGAGGAAUAUUACCGCAUGGAGACACUGGCCAAGGAAUUCCAGGACAAGACUGCCCCCCGGCUGCAGAAGUACCUGGUACUCAAGUCAUGGUGGGCAACUAACUAUGUGAGUGACUGGUGGGAAGAGUACAUCUACCUCCGAGGCAGGAAUCCCCUCAUGGUGAAUAGCAACUAUUAUGUCAUGGACUUUGUGCUUGUCAAGAACACAGACGUGCAGGCAGCCCGCCUGGGAAACAUCGUCCAUGCCAUGAUCUUGUAUCGCCGUAAACUGGACCGUGAAGAUAUCAAGCCUGUGAUGGCCCUGGGCAUGGUGCCCAUGUGCUCCUACCAGAUGGAGAGGAUGUUCAACACCACUCGGAUCCCGGGCAAGAAAACAGACGUGUUGCAGCACCUCUCAGACAGCAGACACGUGGCUGUCUACCACAAGGGCCGCUUCUUCAAGGUGUGGCUGUAUGAGGGCUCCCGCCUGCUCAAGCCUCAGGACCUGGAGAUGCAGUUCCAGAGGAUCCUGGACGACCCCUCCCUGCCUCAGCCUGGAGAGGAGAGGCUGGCGGCCCUCACUGCGGGGGGAAGAGUGGAGUGGGCGCAGGCACGGCAGGCCUUCUUCAGCUCUGGCAAGAACAAGGCUGCUCUGGAUGCCAUCGAACGCGCCGCUUUCUUUGUGGCCCUGGAUGAGGAGUCUCACCACUACGACCCUGAAGACGAGGCCAGCCUCAGUCUUUACGGCAAGGCCCUGCUGCACGGCAACUGCUACAACAGGUGGUUCGACAAGUCUUUCACUCUCAUCGCCUUCAAGAAUGGCCACUUGGGCCUCAACACAGAACACGCGUGGGCAGAUGCCCCUAUCAUAGGGCACCUCUGGGAGUUUGUCCUGGGCACUGACGCCUUCUACCUGGGCUACACAGAGACUGGGCACUGCGUAGGCAAACCGAACCCUGCGCUGGCACCUCCUCAGCGGCUGCAGUGGGACAUUCCUGAGCAGUGCCAGGCGGUCAUCGAGAGUUCCUACCAGGUGGCCAAGGCACUGGCAGACGAUGUGGAGUUGUACUGCUUCCAGUUCUUGCCCUUUGGCAAAGGCCUCAUCAAGAAGUGCCGGACCAGCCCUGAUGCCUUUGUGCAGAUUGCCCUGCAGCUGGCUCAUUUCCGGGACAGGGGAAAGUUCUGCCUGACCUAUGAAGCCUCGAUGACUAGAAUGUUCCGGGAGGGACGGACCGAGACUGUACGUUCCUGUACUAGCGAGUCCACAGCCUUUGUUCAGGCCAUGGUGGAAGGGACCCACAUGAAAGCACACCUCCAAAAUCUCUUCCGGAAAGCUUCUGAGAAGCACCAGAAUAUGUACCGCCUGGCCAUGACGGGGGCUGGGAUCGACAGGCACCUCUUCUGCCUCUAUGUGGUCUCCAAGUACCUGGGGGUCAGCUCCCCUUUCCUGGCUGAGGUGCUCUCAGAACCCUGGCGCCUCUCCACCAGCCAGAUUGCUCAGUUCCAGAUCCGCAUGUUUGACCCAGACCAGUACCCCAGUCACCUGGGCGCUGGCGGUGGCUUUGGCCCUGUAGCAGAUGAUGGCUAUGGGGUUUCCUACAUGAUCGCCGGCGAGAACACCAUCUUCUUCCACGUCUCCAGCAAGUUCUCGAGCUCAGAGACGAAUGCCCAGCGCUUUGGGAACCACAUCCGCCAAGCUCUGCUGGAUAUCGCUGAUCUUUUCCAAGUUCCCAAGGCUGACCGCUGAGGACUGGAAAAAAUGCCAGCUGCCCUUUUCAUCCCCAAGUUAUGGAGGAAGGGGUCUAUGGUUGUCUCGCAGGCACAAGGGAUGGCCGUGCACAGGUGCCGAGGUUCCAAGGACAGCUCUGGCAGCAGGUGCUCCCCAGGCAGACUCUGCUCCCUGAGGGCCCAGGUGGUGAAGGUGGGAUUGGAGUCGGGAGGGAAUUUUGAUUUUUUUUUUUUUUAUUUUGCUAAAUACCAAUAAAAAUAAGGCUGUGUAAUUCUCUCUUA
Molecule: messenger RNA, 3436 nt
Organism: Diceros bicornis minor
Lineage: Eukaryota; Metazoa; Chordata; Mammalia; Perissodactyla; Rhinocerotidae
Gene: CPT1B
Product: carnitine palmitoyltransferase 1B
Exons: 19
Coding region: 855-3173 (772 amino acids)
Biological process (GO): carnitine metabolic process; fatty acid metabolic process
Cellular component (GO): mitochondrion
Molecular function (GO): carnitine O-palmitoyltransferase activity
Source: RefSeq, a predicted model, not a curated record